This is a messenger RNA of Puccinia graminis f. sp. tritici CRL 75-36-700-3, 471 nucleotides long. RefSeq lists its product as uncharacterized. NCBI's taxonomy places the organism in Eukaryota, Fungi, Basidiomycota, Pucciniomycetes, Pucciniales, Pucciniaceae. The coding region runs from base 1 to 471 and encodes 156 amino acids. The record is from RefSeq and is a predicted model, not a curated record. The transcript has 3 exons.
AUGACUUUAAAAUCUAUUCGCCUAGGCCCCAAGAUGUAUAUGUUUCCCAAUGAGCAUCUAAAAACGUUUUGUCCGGUUUGCCACUGUCUUCCAGCAACAUUGAGCCUCCGCCAAGGUCGGCCUUCCGACGCCCUCAAGCUUGCAAGCACCAACAACCCCUUGGUGGAAUUGGCGCCAGAGUCAAGUGGGCGCAUGGAAGCCUCAUCUUUUGAGCAAUUACAUUCCUGCUGCGAAAACAUUGCCUUGGCUAUCACCAACCUCCGCGGGCUCACCAACUCGAAGGACAUAUCAUUUGCUUUGCUUGCAUCAUUUAUGGCGUCUGGAAUUUGUGGUGUUUUAUUUGGGCCCCUGCAAGCCCGUUACUGCCCCCCCACUGGUGCAGCACAAAUAAUCAGUAUGCUGAAAGCUUUGAUUGAUCGAGACUUCAGUCUCCCUAGUGAGAAUUUUUGGACCCACAAUCACAUCUCCUAG